Messenger RNA from Sorex fumeus (smoky shrew), 5263 nucleotides. RefSeq names its product AKT serine/threonine kinase 3 (gene AKT3). The transcript is spliced from 15 exons. The coding region runs from base 648 to 1904 and encodes 418 amino acids. The record is from RefSeq and is a predicted model, not a curated record. Gene Ontology annotation, biological process: protein phosphorylation. Gene Ontology annotation, molecular function: ATP binding; protein serine/threonine kinase activity. Lineage: Eukaryota; Metazoa; Chordata; Mammalia; Eulipotyphla; Soricidae.
UCGCUCCCCCCCUCCCGCCGCCGCCGCCGCCGCCGCCGCCUCCCGCUUCAGCUCGCGGCCCGGCCCGGCCGGCUCCCUCCCCACCCUCCCCAGCAGCCCUUCGCCUGCCCUUCCGCCGGCCGCAUCAGGCUCUAGGGGGGCCAGAGGCUCUGCGGGGUGGGGGGAGGACAGGAGGGGAGGAGGAGGGAGGGGGACCCCCGAGUCGCCCCCUCUCCUCCCCCCGCCCCCCCCCAGCUCCAUCCUCCGCCGCCGCCCGAGCAGCUGCGGGGCCGCCGCCGCCGCCUUUGCAGGCUGAGUCAUCACUAGAGAGUGGGAAGGGCAGCAGCAGCAGAGAAUCCAAACCCCAAAGCUGGUAUCACAAAGUACCAUUUCUCCAAGUUGGGGGCUCAGAGGGGAGCCAUCAUGAGCGAUGUUACCAUUGUGAAAGAAGGUUGGGUUCAGAAGAGGGAGUCCUCUUUGGUGGAGUCCACAGGAGGAGAGGAAGCACAGGAUUCGUAAGAUGGCGGGCGGGAGAAUAUAUAAAAAACUGGAGACCAAGAUAUUUCCUUUUGAAGACAGAUGGCUCAUUCAUAGGAUAUAAAGAAAAACCUCAAGAUGUGGAUUUACCUUAUCCCCUUAACAACUUUUCAGUGGCGAAAUGCCAGUUAAUGAAAACAGAACGACCAAAGCCAAACACAUUUAUUAUAAGAUGUCUCCAGUGGACUACUGUUAUAGAAAGAACAUUUCAUGUCGAUACUCCAGAAGAAAGAGAAGAAUGGACGGAAGCUAUCCAAGCAGUAGCAGACAGACUUCAGAGACAAGAAGAGGAGCGGAUGAACUGUAGUCCAACUUCACAAAUUGAUAAUAUAGGGGAGGAAGAGAUGGAUGCAUCUACAACACAUCAUAAAAGAAAGACAAUGAAUGAUUUUGACUAUUUGAAACUGCUAGGUAAAGGCACUUUUGGGAAAGUUAUUUUGGUUCGAGAAAAGGCAAGUGGGAAAUAUUAUGCUAUGAAGAUUCUGAAGAAAGAAGUUAUUAUUGCAAAGGAUGAAGUGGCACACACUCUAACUGAAAGCAGAGUAUUAAAGAACACUAGACAUCCUUUUUUAACAUCCUUGAAAUAUUCCUUCCAGACAAAAGACCGUUUGUGUUUUGUGAUGGAAUAUGUAAAUGGGGGAGAGCUGUUUUUCCAUUUGUCGAGAGAGCGGGUGUUCUCUGAGGACCGCACACGUUUCUAUGGUGCAGAAAUUGUGUCUGCCUUGGACUAUCUACAUUCUGGAAAAAUUGUGUAUCGUGAUCUCAAGUUGGAAAAUCUGAUGCUUGAUAAAGAUGGCCACAUAAAAAUUACAGAUUUUGGACUUUGCAAAGAAGGAAUCACAGAUGCAGCCACCAUGAAGACAUUCUGUGGUACACCAGAAUAUCUGGCACCAGAGGUAUUAGAAGAUAAUGACUAUGGUCGAGCCGUUGAUUGGUGGGGCCUAGGGGUUGUCAUGUAUGAAAUGAUGUGUGGGAGGUUACCUUUCUACAACCAGGAUCACGAGAAACUUUUUGAACUAAUACUAAUGGAAGACAUUAAAUUUCCUCGAACACUCUCUUCAGAUGCAAAAUCAUUGCUUUCAGGGCUCUUGAUAAAGGAUCCAAAUAAACGCCUUGGAGGAGGACCGGACGAUGCAAAAGAAAUUAUGAGACACAGUUUCUUUUCUGGAGUAAACUGGCAAGAUGUAUAUGAUAAAAAGCUUGUACCUCCUUUUAAGCCUCAAGUAACAUCUGAGACAGAUACCAGAUAUUUUGAUGAAGAAUUUACAGCUCAAACUAUUACAAUAACACCACCUGAGAAAUAUGAUGAGGAUGGUAUGGACUGCAUGGACAAUGAGAGGCGGCCGCACUUCCCUCAGUUUUCCUACUCUGCAAGUGGACGAGAAUAAGUCUCUCAUUCUGCUAUUUCACUGUCAUCUUAGAUUUAUUACUUAAAAUGAUUCCUGAAUACCACACCAGUCCUAGCUCUUACCAAUAGCAGGAGCGCCUUCAGACAUCCCAGACCAAUCAAAGGUCUUCACCUCUCGCCACCUUUCACCCACAUGAGAACACACAUAAUGCGAAAGCACACUCGUCUUUUUGUUUUUGCAUGAAAUUGUAUCUCAGUCUAAGGUCUCAUGCUGUUGCUGCUACUGUCUUACUAUUAUAGCAACCUUAAGAGGUAAUUUUACAAUCUUUAGAAGUCAUGAGCCCACCUUUGUGAACCAAUUUUCAUGUUUUGAUCUUUGGUUUUUGUUUCCCCCUAACAGUGAAGGCUAAAUGAGAUACACUGACUCUAGGUACAUUUUUUAACUUUCUAGAGGAUAAAUUAAAAAUAAUUAGACUAAGAAGUUCAUAAUUCAAAAUGAGCAGUUGUGGAAGGGUGGUGAUGUGCGUAUGCAAAAUUUUAGUAAGCCUAAAGUAGGCGUCUAUCACUGAGAUCUGUCUGGAAUUUGUUAGGAAGCAUUGAGAGAAGGACUGAACAACUGUUGGGAUAGAUGUUUAAGUUCCCAUUGGAUACUGCAGAGGAAGCCCAGUAUUACAUGUCAACAUCCAGGUUUCAUGAGCAGUCGUGGGCAAGUGAACAUUAUUCUGCCAAGGAAGGAAGCAUAUGCACAGCAGAGUCAAGGUCACUUAAAAAAUCUCAUGACACGAUUUGCACCAGAGAACAUUUUCCCCCAUGCUUGGAGAUCUUUUCCCUUCUUGAUAUUUAUCACCUCUGAUGGCUGAAGAAUGUAGACAGGUUUAAAGAUCCUGCUUUUCACCAAAUGUGUACACCAAGGUAAACAGAUGUUUGCCUUCUUUGUUUUACGUUUUUUACUUUCAGAUCUACGUGAAUUAGCUUUUUCUCAGAUGUUAAAACUUUGAAUGUCCUUUAUGAUUUUGUUUAUAUGGCAGUAGUAUUUAUUUUUUAGUGAUGAUAAUUGUAUGUCAUGUUAGCAAAUGCAGCUCCAACUUAACGUAAAAUAGACUUAACUGCAGUUUAUUGCUCCAUGUGCAAGGAAUGUACAUGCUGAUGAGAAUCAUGCACUUUUUCUCCUGUGUGAAAAUGUUUUGAUGAGACUCUGAAACUGUACAUAUUGGUUAGAAUUUGGCUUUGGGAGAAGAGAUGCUGUUUAACCCCUUGGUGCUAAAACAUGAGAAAAUCCCCACUAUCCCAGCCAAGGGGUUAAUGGAACAAAUGGAUAUUGGUGUGUGCUCAUUUGAGACUCUAAAUGUUGUUAUGAUGACUUGGCAACAUAAUGUAAUGAAGAAAACUGAGGCCUGAGCGAUAAGAAAUGUAUGUUACUUGGCAAAAUGAACACAUCUUAAGUAAGCUGUAAAGGUUAAGAACCUGGUGUGUUUAUUCUGAUCAUGGUACAUUUAUCACUGAAUUAAGCCAUCAGGGAAAAAAAAAAGAACACCUCCGACUUUUCUUUUUCUGUAUAUACUCAUGUCCCCAAAUUCCAACAUUUCUCACUGAAAGGGGACAUGUAUGCAAACCUCAUCUUUCUCCUUCAUUAAUGAUGAUCUUCAGAUUAAACCCUUUGGUGCUAGGAGCUGACAUUUUCCAAAGCAGCCUAUGAAGUCCAAGGAGCUGGGGUCUCUUCUUGCAGCAAGCAGAAGGCAACCUGGCUCCAUGGAAUGAUCAUGGAAAUGUAUUUUAGUUAAACUAUCUGACAGCUCCCAAAUGGAAGACUACAGCAUGAUGCAGUAUUAUGACUGCCUUGUAAGAAAGAGCAAGUGACUUUCUAAGUAAGAUGAAUCAUAUUCAUAUGCAGAUGUCUUAGCCUCUUGAAGCUGGAUGUGUGGAUUAUAGAUAUGAAACCACUGCUGGCGGUGGGGAACCACUGGGAUUGCAAGGGGGUUAAAGGGCAUUUUACUAAGGCAGCUAAGACAUAUUCAGACAUAGAUUUUAUCCUAAUUUUUCAUAUUUCUACCUGAGUGAAGUUCAUCCUUAGUGUUGAGUGGGAAGUUACAAUAAAUGGUAGUUCAUUUUUACUUACACAUAUAGCUUAACUGUUUUUUCACUCAGAACUAUGUUGAAUGUUUUACUUUGACAAGAAAGUAGAAUAGAAGGUAUGCCUGUAAGUUGUCUUGCAUCCAUCAAAUUAAAGAGAAACAGGUGAGAGGAAGUGAAGAAUGCUGAGACUGGCUGGUGUUCAGAGCAUUCAUUCUUUUGGAGGGAAAAUGUGAUACCAUACACUAAGCAUAUUGAUAGCUUGUUUUCACUCUCUCUCAAGUAAGUUCCAUGAACCUGGCCAAGGACACUUACGAUAGAUUAGUGACUGCAUUUAUAGGGCCUCAGGCUAGCCCAACCAGUGAGUACCUGUGGCCCAUCCCAUCCAAUUUCAUUUGUGUCUUGAAAGAUGUUUUCUUGGCUUUUGCUUUGAAAAUCCUGACUUUCACUCCCAGAACUCAAUCAGCUGGCCUGGAGGAAAAAUAGAAAAACAAGAAAUGUGUGUAAAAGAUUUCUAAAACUUCCCUUGUUGUGCACAUAGCAUUGGGAUUUUGGCAGAUGGAAAGGCCUGACCUGAAUUCAUUCUAUUAGAGCACACUUUAGACUCCAAAUUCAUCUUGCUCUCUUUACCCUCUUGUCAUAAUGCAGCCAUCUCAGAGGAAGUUGGUCAUUUUUGCAUGGAUUUUUGUCAGGGUUACUCACAGCUUUGCUUUCUAUACUAAUUCCAUGGCGUUAUUCCAGUAUUGUUUUUUCCAUUUUCAUACCUAAUUUCUGGCUUCUUAAAGCUGACUGUUCUUGCAGGGGCCACUUGCUUCUCCUAGAAUACAAAAGUGAGGGCCUUCCUUACUAACUGCAGGGUCUCUAUAUUACACCUCAGUGUACACACUUUGCUGCUACAGUUUGUACUGUCUACAGUAGAAUUUCCUUAUCUUGCUCCUGGUAGUGCAUUACAGGCAAGCAUGAAAUGUAAAGUAUUUAUUUAAAUAAAAAGAAAACCUCUAAAUUGGUAAUUGAGUUACCUCCCUGUAGCUUUAUAGUUUGUGACAUUUCUUGACCUUGCUAGUUCUCAUUAGAUCCACACAAGAUCUAGUCCUCUGGUUAAGGAUUUUAAGCAGACACAAUUAUGAACCCAAGAAACUGUAUUACUAUUACUGUUGGUCAUACUAAAACUGUUUAUUUCCUUAAGUAUAUGACCCACAAGGAUGUGAAAUAACUACAAGAAACGUUUUUGUACACUGUACAUCCUUAGUAUUUUUACACGUAUAUGAUAGGGAUGCACAUUAUUUUCCUUCGUACAGACAGCUUAAAUAAAGCACUAUGUCAAUCUGA